This is a messenger RNA of Lachnellula hyalina, 831 nucleotides long. RefSeq lists its product as uncharacterized. Bases 1 to 831 code for a protein of 276 amino acids. The transcript is spliced from 3 exons. The record is from RefSeq and is a predicted model, not a curated record. NCBI's taxonomy places the organism in Eukaryota, Fungi, Ascomycota, Leotiomycetes, Helotiales, Lachnaceae.
AUGGCGACCUUAGACGAGUCCUGCGCAACAUGCGCGCGAUACCUCAACACCAUAACCCCCCAAUACGACGAGAAGAGCGAGAAGCCCAAGACACAAGACAGGACUCUAGAUUGCUGCGGGCGGGUUAUAUGUGGAAACUGUAUACUUAGCAAUUCGAGAUUCGCUACAUAUUGUCCCUUUUGUCAGAUUUCCACAACGCCGACUCCUCUCCCGCAAGGCUUGAAGGAUCCUCCCUCCUAUACACCAGCUACAUCGACCUCGAAAGACACCAAUGCCUCAUUACCCAUAAACCCACCCGCAUAUUCAGACGAGCUACCUACAUAUUCCUCCUUAAACACAACGCCCCAAUUUAUUACCACCUCUGAGAAGCAAAAUCCAAAUACAAACGCAAACACACAACCCGCAGAAGACGUCCUCCAUUUCCUAAACCACGACACAGACACCCUCCCAUCCCUCUCUCUACGCUACAACGUGCCCAUCCCCGCACUCCGAAAAACCAACAACCUCACAGCCGACCACCUUUUGCGCGCACGGCGCACGCUACUCAUCCCCGGUGAAUUCUAUAAAGGAGGAGUGUCCCUGAGUCCGCAGCCUAUAGAGGGAGAAGAAGAGGAGCGGCGGAAGGGGACGGUGAGGAAGUGGAUGGUCAGGUGUAAGGUUAGCGAGUAUGAUGUUGCGGUGUUGUAUUUGGAGAACGCGGGGUAUGAUUUUGAUAUGGCUGUGAGUGUGUUUGAGGAUGAUGAGAGGUGGGAGGGGGAGAACCCGCUGAAGGGGAAGGGGAAACAGAAGGGGUGGGAUGUGGGGAGGCGGAGGUUUACUGGGUUGAGGUAG